CAAAGAUCACGGAAGCUGGCAAGUCCCUCCAUGAUCCAGUAGGGAAGGUCAGCGCUGCGUUUUGCACUAGAACUCCGGCUUGCCUGAAUGUGAAAACGGGGCCUCUCUGGGAACCCAGAAGAACAAGAUCAAAAGAAGGCCCGAACCCCUCCGCAGGGCGAAGCUUCGAGUUUGCCAGGAUGGCCUAUUAAAUGCCUUGUGGAUGCGAAAGAAAGCCUCUCCAGGCACGAUGGAGGGGAGAGGCCCAUCGAACGGGACGUCCGCCAACGAGAGUUCAGUGUGCCUCCUUCAAGCAGACUUCCAGUAUUCCUUCUUCACUGCUGUCUACAGUACAGUCUUUGUUUUGGGCCUCUUGGAAAACACGGGGGCUUUGUACCUCCUGACCUGCAGGGCGGCCAGCAUGCCCCGCUCCUUCGUCUACCUCGUCAACUUGGCCGUGGUGGACACCUUGUUUGUCUGCGUCCUGCCAUUCAAGAUCCACUAUCACCUCAACGGCAACGACUGGAUCUUCGGCGACGUGGCCUGCAGCCUCACCGGCAGCAUGUACUUCGUCAACAUCUACCUCAGCAUCGCCUUCUUCACGUGCAUUUGUGUCGACCGGUACGUGGCGGUCCUCCACCCUUUUGCGUACAUCAGGAUCAAGAGCGGCCACUACGGGAUGGUGGCGGUUGUCCUCUGGGGGGUGGCAGCGAGCAUCACGAUUCCGCUCAUCCUGGGAGGGCCUCUGACCUUCCGCGAGAGCAACAGGGUUGCCUGUUUCGAAAGCUUUGGAGCAGGAAUUUGGAGAGGCCGGAUGGUUCCUUACAACGUCUGUGCCCUGGUGUUUGGGUUCGCCAUUCCCUUUGUGGUCAUCUUGAUCAGCUACCCUCUGAUUGUUCGGCGCAUCUCGCGCAUCCCCCGCAGCGCCCGCAAGAAGAAAGCCCUGGGGACCAUCUAUCUCAUCCUCCUCAUCUGUACGACCUGCUUCCUUCCUUACCACCUCACCCACUUGUUCCACUUCCUGAUGCGGGCCGGCCUCAUCCGCAACUGCCGCUUUGCAGCGUUCAUCUACAAAAUGCGCCGGGUCACCUUGGCCCUGGUCAGCUUCAACUGCUGCUUGAACCCUGUUCUGUACUAUUUCACUUCGGCCGGCCAGCGGUGGCGCUGGAGGUGGCGUUUCAAAACCCCGGCCACAAACAUCUACACCAUCAGUGGGAGACACAACUGCAAGCACCUGUGCGCUCGAGAAGUGCGGCUACGGGAUGGUAUGGAGGGGGCGACGUUGUCAAGAGCGCCCAAACAGCAUGGCGGACUUUAA
Eublepharis macularius is the source of this 1297-nucleotide messenger RNA. RefSeq names its product lysophosphatidic acid receptor 6-like. The record is from RefSeq and is a predicted model, not a curated record. Lineage: Eukaryota; Metazoa; Chordata; Lepidosauria; Squamata; Eublepharidae. The transcript is spliced from 2 exons. Gene Ontology annotation, molecular function: G protein-coupled receptor activity; oxysterol binding. Gene Ontology annotation, biological process: G protein-coupled receptor signaling pathway. Gene Ontology annotation, cellular component: membrane. The coding region runs from base 203 to 1297 and encodes 364 amino acids.